AUGUCUUUGAUAAGUAUAUCAAAUCGAAUUCGAUUUGUAAACAUUCGAAGUAUAUCAAAAUACCUCUCAACGAACGCUGAUAAAGUAUCAACUGAUGGCUCUACACCACCCAAGAAACCAAAAACUACACCUAUACCUCGAAUAACACUGGUAAAUGGUGACUUAGUCUCCAUUUCAACCCUAGCAGAAGCACAAAAAUUGGCCAAACGCCGUGACCUUAAACUGGUAAAAAUUCUAGAUUUAGACACCAAAACCCAGAGACCUAUCUAUAAAUUAAUGACUGGGUCUGAGUACCAUGCGGAAGAUUUAAAACAAAGAGAGGAAAAGAAGAAGGAAAGACAAAGUGGCACAACUCUGAAGGGUGAGAAAGUUUUAAUUGUCAACAGCAAUAUAUCUUUGCAUGAUUUGAAGAUACAUUGCAAUAAGAUGAUUAAAUGGUUGUCAAAAAGGUAUGAAGUUAGAGUGGUUAUCAAUGGGGAUGUUAACAACAUGGAAAAAGCUGAUGAAGUGUUCACAUCAAUGGAGACUGCCCUGAAAGAAUCUGGAAGUCCUAGAAUACUACAAAAAAGACAGAAAGGUUCUGAAAUCAAGUUUCAAGUAGUACCACCAAAACAGGAAGCUCCCAAAGGUGGAGAUGAAUCAAAUCCUAAGACUCCCAGCACAUUCUGACUAGUUGGGGGAUUGGUAGCUUUUGUUAUUGUAAAACAAAUAUUUUGGCUGAAAUAUUUGAAAAUACGGCCGUUUCAAGAGAGACAGAAAGAAAAACCAAUUGAUAAAUGAACAUAAACAUAAGUUGCAUUUUACUGUACAUUAUUUAAUUAAAACUUUUGUUUUAAAAUGGC
Molecule: messenger RNA, 842 nt
Organism: Dalotia coriaria
Lineage: Eukaryota; Metazoa; Arthropoda; Insecta; Coleoptera; Staphylinidae
Gene: mIF3
Product: mitochondrial translation initiation factor 3
Exons: 2
Coding region: 1-669 (222 amino acids)
Biological process (GO): mitochondrial translational initiation; ribosome disassembly
Cellular component (GO): mitochondrion
Molecular function (GO): translation initiation factor activity; ribosome binding
Source: RefSeq, a predicted model, not a curated record